CACACUCUAGUCAUCGAGGAUGGAACUGCGAUAAAACCUCUUAUAACCAACAUAGUCCUUUACGUUGCACAUCUUUAUUUUCUUUCGGUUUCUUGCUAUAGGUUGGAGGACUGAGAAGACUUCGAGACAACCCGUCAUGUCCUUCCGCAAGCGCAAUGUCGUAAUUGGGUCAUCCGGGGCCUCUGCGCCCAUCACCAGACAAGAGAAGUCUCUUGCGCCGGGUACGAGACCAUCUCCUCUAGAUGGAAGACUUACGACCUCGACGGGAACCCAGUCUCUGGAUCAGCUCCUGGCUGGCCACGCUGGAAUGCCCAUGGGAACUUCCCUGCUUGUCGAGGAGACAGGGACCACUGAUUUCGGGGGUGUCCUCCUGCGCUACUACGCCGCCGAGGGGCUCGUCCAGGGGCACCAGGUCCAUCUCUUGGGUUUCGGCGAUGCGUGGCGGCGAGAGCUGCCCGGUAUCGGAAAACCGGGCAACUCGAAGAGCAGCAAAGCCACGACAUCUUCAGACGACAAGAUGAAGAUUGCCUGGCGCUACGAGACCCUGGGACAGCGCAAUGUGCCAGUCCGAGAUCCUCAAGCUUCAUGGGGACCUGGUCAAGGUGCAACCCCCUUCUGCCAUACCUUUGAUCUCUCCAAACGCCUCGAAAACAGCGCCAUCAAAGGCCAAUUUCACGCUUCGGCCGUGGAUGGUCCAUUGUCAUCACCCACGCAAGCCCCUUUCAAGAAGUUCAUUGCCGACGUCAUCUCAAGGAUCAAGAGUUCUGCACCCUCAACUAUCCACAGGAUCAUUGUUCCGAGUCUCCUAUCCCCAACUCUCUAUACCUCUGUGGCCAGCCAGCCACGCGAGGUCUUGCAGUUCCUGCAUGCAUUGAGGGCUCUUUUGCGCCAGUUUUCCACACAGGUCACAGCGCUGGUGACCCUGCCCAUAACCCUCUUUCCGAGGUCUACGGGACUGACGAGGUGGAUGGAGUUGCUGUCGGACGGGGUGCUUGAGCUCGUUCCUCUCCAGCACCAGGCGCCCGUGACUCGAGAGCCCGGGAAUGAAGACAAAGGUCAAGGCAUGCUCCGGGCACAUAGCCUCCCGGUGUUCCACGAAAAAGGAGGUGGCCUGGAGGGCACUUGGGCUCGGGAGAACCUUUCGUUCAGACUCAGCAGCUCAAGUGGGUUGGUGAUUGAGCCAUUCAGCCUCCCACCCAUUGGCGACGAGGAAGAGGCUGCAAAGGCAUCCAAACCAAAAGAACCCCAAAAAGAGAGCCUUGACUUCUAAAGGCGAGACGUUGUCAAACACAUUGGAAUAUGUUAGACCACAAUCCACAAUCCACAAUCUCAAAAAGCAUGGAUUGUGGUAUCUAUGCCUGGUCUCUUCAACAGAAUUGCUGCGCAGUCAUUGCACCUAUUUGGUACCUACUUUUGCUACCCCACCACAGCUGAGGACCAACGGCGAA
Messenger RNA from Ilyonectria robusta, 1448 nucleotides. RefSeq names its product Elongator complex protein 4. The record is from RefSeq and is a predicted model, not a curated record. The transcript is spliced from 2 exons. NCBI's taxonomy places the organism in Eukaryota, Fungi, Ascomycota, Sordariomycetes, Hypocreales, Nectriaceae. Gene Ontology annotation, biological process: tRNA wobble uridine modification. Bases 137 to 1270 code for a protein of 377 amino acids. Gene Ontology annotation, cellular component: cytoplasm; elongator holoenzyme complex; transcription elongation factor complex.